Molecule: messenger RNA, 1161 nt
Organism: Diaporthe amygdali
Lineage: Eukaryota; Fungi; Ascomycota; Sordariomycetes; Diaporthales; Diaporthaceae
Product: cytochrome mitochondrial precursor
Exons: 5
Coding region: 1-1161 (386 amino acids)
Molecular function (GO): FMN binding; oxidoreductase activity
Source: RefSeq, a predicted model, not a curated record
AUGCUGUCCUCAAUCUUCACAACUGCUGCCAUCGCAGUCGCCGGUGUCUCAGCUGCCCGGCCAUGGCUCAACGAGCCUGACACUGGCCUGGAGGCAGUAGUGAGCAACAUCACUACCGGCCAGCUCCCUUCUCUGGACCAGAUGGUCGGCCUGCCAGACUUUGACUGGGCCGCUCGCAACUAUCUCCCUGCGAAGAACUACACUUACUACCGAAAUGGCGCUGCUGGCGAGUGGUCGUAUCGAAACAACCUCGAGGUCUUCAACCGCUACCGCCUUAGGCCCCGGGCCAUGGUAGAUGUUACCAACAUCGAGGCCAGCUUGAACACGACCAUCCUCGGCUAUCCUUUCGCCAACCCCUUCUUCAUCUCCCCUGCCGCCAAGGCGCAGUACGCUCAUCCUGAUGCCGAGCUCAACCUGAUGAAGGGCGCCGGAGCUGGUAACAUCCCUUACAUUGUCUCCAGCUAUUCCUCUCUGGCUCUCGAAGACAUCGCUGCCGUGGCCCUCCCCAACCAGACCUUCUUCAGCCAGGUCUACUUCACCCUGAACGACACCCAGAACCGUGCUCUCCUCCAACGCUCUGAGAAAUCUGGUGCCAAGGCCGUCGUGUGGGCGAUUGACUCCCCUGGCUCGCCCGACCGCCAGCGCGCUGCCCGUUACGAUGUCGGCUCGGCCAACACACAGUUCGUCAAGAACACCUGGGAGGUCUACCAGCAGUACCGCAACUGGACCACCCUGCCCAUCGUCCUGAAGGGCAUCCAGAACGUCGCCGACGCCCGCGCCGCCGUCGACCACGGAGUCAAGGCCAUCAUCCUCUCCAACCACGGCGGCCGUAACCUGGACGGCUCCCCUUCGUCUCUCGAGGUUGCCCUGGAGAUCUUCAACAACGACCCGGAGAUCUUCAACGAGAUCGAGGUGCUUGCCGACGGUGGCAUCCGCUACGGCACCGACGCCCUCCGUCUGCUGGCACUCGGCGUCAAGGCCGUCGGCAUGGGCCGUCCCUUCAUGUUCUCGAACGUGUUCGGCGAGGAGGGUGUCAAGAAGGUUAUUUCCCUGAUGAGGAACGGCCUCAUGAACGAUGCUGCCAACCUGGGCCUUGGCGACUUGAAGUCCAUCAACUCCAGCUAUGUCGACUGGACCCCGAGCCCCUUCUGGGGAUUCUAA